AUGAUUAAAGCCACGAAAAUGUUAAAGAAACCUUCAGCUGAUUUGUAUAAAUCUAAAUUAAAAAUGAAAACUAAUGAAAAACUCGAUCAACGGCAACAACCACUAAAUGAAUCCAACGUUUCUGCUGAUCAGCAACAGACACCUUUGAAAACCUUUAGUUUGAAAGGAAAUCAAUUAAGUGGCAGCAUUUUAAUUGGAAAUUAUAAUUAUUUGACCCAAUUGGAGGUGAGUGAAAACGAAAUGGAAGUCUUGGAUUUGAGUUCUUUGGCACAAUUGGAGACCUUAAAAUGCAGUCAUAAUAAAUUGUUGGAAUUAAUGCUGAAUGGCAGCAAUUUAACAUCAUUGACUGCCGAUUCUAAUUGUCUUCACUCCAUCAAAAUUUCACCCAUUCCCAGUAAAUUAUAUCACGUCGACAUCUCCAACAACUAUUUCACCGAAUUACCCAAAUGGCUUAAUGAAUGUGAGAUGUUGGAAAGCCUCAAUGCCUCUCACAAUCAACUGCAAAAGGUUACCGAAUUUCUGCUCACCAGUAAAACUAAGAAACUACGUGACCUCAAUUUGGCCUACAACAAUUUGAGAAUCAUUGAAAGAUUACCAGAACGUUUUGAAUUGCUGGAGAAGCUGCAGUUGCAAAGCAAUGAAAUACAACUAUUAACCGACAAUUUAUUUGCCAUAACCAGACAAUCGCUAAAGUAUUUAAAUCUAUCGUGCAAUAAAUUACAAAUUCUACCACCUGUGGUAGAGGAAUGGACCGUACAAGAUUUUGUGCUGGAAAGACUGUUUGUAACCAGCAACAAUUUAGAUGAUCGCAUAUUUGAGGUUUUGAAACAGGCUAAAAAUUUAAAAAUACUAUAUGCUGCCUACAACAAGAUCGGUGGUAUAAUGGAUGAGUAUUUAAAGGAGUUGGAGAAUUUGGAGGAGUUGAUGUUGUCGGGAAAUUUAUUGCAACAAUUGCCCGAUAGUGUCUGCAGUUUGAGACAAUUACAGAUAUUAAGAAUGCACUCUAAUUUAUUGUUAUUCACACCUCCAUUGAGCAAAUUAACUUCUUUGAAGGUUUUGGAUUUGGCUCAUAAUCAUUUAGAUCAUUUGGACUUGAUAAGUGUAGUGCCACAAAAUCUAAAAUAUUUGGAUUUAUCGUGUAAUCUUCAGCUGCAAGUCGAUGAGCGUCAAGUGCAGAUUUGUCGUACCCAACGAAAAUGGAGUCUAGUAGAUGUAUCGGGUAAAAAUCGCCUUAAUUUGCCCACUAGCAAAACAGAAGGAAACCAAAAAGAAACCUCGGCUGCAAAUCAGCAGAUACAUAAACCACCCUGGUUGUUGGGUUUUUCCGAAACUCCCGGCAAAUGUCGUAAACUUUUGGUGACCCAAUUAAGGGAAUGUAAAUUUCGCCAUGAUGAGGCUUUAUUUGGCAUGUUUGUUAGCACCUCAUCACAUGCCUCUGCUGCCUCGAAAAUGGCUCAAAUGAUGCCGAAAUUACUGCAGCAAGAGAGAUGUGUCAAAGAGAACAUAGGAGAGUAUAUGAAAUAUACUCUGUUGGCUGCUCAGCAGAAAUUGAGCGAUCAACCUUUAAUGGCAGCCUUGAUAUGUCAUAUUUCAAGGGAAAAUACUCGGUUCAAAGACAUAGUGAGACCCCAUAAAACCAAACGCUAUAUAUUGAGAGUUGCCAGCAUAGGCAAUGCCGGAGCUUAUUUAGUUCGUAGAACUAGUAAUGUGGAACUGGUAUCUAAACAAAAUAACGCUUACUUAAAAAUGCCUUCAUCUGCUCUCACUCUCAAAGAUCCCUGUAUUGCCGAAUGUGUGCUUGGCAAUGAUGAUGAAUAUUUGAUUAUUUGUAAUCAAGGCAUUUGGUCUGUUUUAGAUGUAGAUCGUAUAGCGCGAGAGAUACGUAAAGAGGAAAAUGUGGUGUUGGCUGCCAAACGGGUGCAGGAUAUUGCUCAAAGUUUUGGCUCAAAUGAAAAUCUUAGUGUAAUUGUGAUAAGAUUCAAAAACAUUGGCACCGAUGUGGACUAUCUAAUAAAAGAACUAAAACAGACUGUUAGAAGAAAACCGCAAAUAUUGACUGGGAAUUCUGCAUUAAUGCCGAAUGUUUGUAAAAGAGCCUGUUGCGAUCGCAAUACAAAUUGUCGCCACCGUUUGGGAUCCACGCGCCAAUUUGCCGCAAUUGCAGCCCGGGGUAGUGAUCGUUCCUCGCCCAGCGGCCAAAGUGAUCAAGCCUUGAGUGUGGUUAAUCAUAAGCAGGACAAUGAGAAUGAAUAUAUUCUAGCUCAUGCUAGAGUUUUAGAAGAAACCACCGAAAUGGAAAUGUUAGAUGAAACUGAUUCAGUUCUAUCCGAAGAACAAUUUAAAUGCUGGGAAUAUAUGCUGGAACAAAAUACCCAACUAUUGUUCGAUAAGGAACUAAAUACCAUCUCUAAAUCGUUUACCAAAAAUCGUAAUUCCGAACGUAAAUCCACAAAUCGUUCUCCUGUCGAGCGUUACGAUUACAAAUCGAAUUUACUAAAGACAAAUGCUCAAAAAUUCAUAUCCACCAGUUCUCCACAAUUACUGUACUCCGAGGUAAAGAAGCCCCCUGUUGGACAACAUAAUCACAACCAUCAGCCCACCUCUCAGCAGCAACAGGUCUCCUUUUUGUCUAAACACUUUGGUAGUUCACGCUCAUUUGGUGCUGCCUACAAUUUAUUUACCGAUGGCAAAAGUCGUGACUCGCUGGCCAGUGCUGUGGGCUAUUCGAAGUUGGGUGGUGGACCAAAUGCUGCUUAUUUCGGUUCAUUGCAACGUUUAAUGCCAUACAAUUUGGAAUAUGAUUUUGCUGUAACCCAGGAACGUUCAUUUUUGGAUGAGGACGAUGAUGAAUUGGAUGAGCAUGAGAAUCGUAUGCGUAAAUAUUGGGGUGUUGCCACUACCGAGUUGUAG
Molecule: messenger RNA, 2910 nt
Organism: Calliphora vicina (urban bluebottle blowfly)
Lineage: Eukaryota; Metazoa; Arthropoda; Insecta; Diptera; Calliphoridae
Gene: Phlpp
Product: PH domain leucine-rich repeat protein phosphatase
Exons: 3
Coding region: 1-2910 (969 amino acids)
Molecular function (GO): protein binding
Source: RefSeq, a predicted model, not a curated record